GCCCAAACCCUAAAACACUCUACUACCUAUAAAUUCCAAACCUCUCCCCACAUUUCGGGGUUCGCUCGCCGCCGCCUACGCAUUUUUGCUUCUUCCGAUCCUUGCCGACGUCGUCGUUUAACCACACCGUAAAUUCACCAUGGUUGCCGCAAAGAAAACCAAGAAGACUCAUGAGAGCAUUAACAAUAGGCUCGCUCUUGUUAUGAAGAGUGGGAAGUAUACAUUGGGAUACAAAACUGUUCUCAAGACCAUUAGAAGUUCAAAAGCCAAACUUGUUAUCAUUGCCAACAAUUGCCCUCCUAUCAGGAAGUCCGAGAUCGAAUAUUAUGCUAUGUUGGCAAAGGUUGGAGUUCACCACUACAACGGAAACAACGUAGAUUUGGGAACUGCCUGCGGUAAAUACUUCAGAGUCUGUUGCCUCAGUAUUAUUGACCCAGGUGAUUCUGAUAUUAUUAAGAGCUUGCCUGGUGACCAGUGAGAGGUGGUGUUGGAUUAGAUGCUGUUUUGGAUCUUAUUCGGAAGUUGCCCAUUGUUAUUAUGGAAGUAGCUACUAUAGAUGAGCUUGGCAACUUCAUUGAUCACUUGGAAGAAAUUUUUGAUGAUGUUGAAUCUGAUUUAACAAUUUUCCUGAGUUAUCUUUCAAUCUACUCUGUCAACUUUGAUU
Lycium barbarum (goji berry) is the source of this 664-nucleotide messenger RNA. RefSeq names its product large ribosomal subunit protein eL30-like. The transcript is spliced from 5 exons. NCBI's taxonomy places the organism in Eukaryota, Viridiplantae, Streptophyta, Magnoliopsida, Solanales, Solanaceae. Gene Ontology annotation, molecular function: structural constituent of ribosome; RNA binding. Bases 140 to 478 code for a protein of 112 amino acids. The record is from RefSeq and is a predicted model, not a curated record. Gene Ontology annotation, cellular component: cytosolic large ribosomal subunit.